Paracoccidioides brasiliensis Pb18 is the source of this 2133-nucleotide messenger RNA. RefSeq names its product CAMK protein kinase. Gene Ontology annotation, molecular function: protein serine/threonine kinase activity; ATP binding. Gene Ontology annotation, cellular component: cytoplasm. Bases 1 to 2133 code for a protein of 710 amino acids. The record is from RefSeq and is a predicted model, not a curated record. Gene Ontology annotation, biological process: protein phosphorylation; intracellular signal transduction. The transcript has 2 exons.
AUGCAUCGUCUCCCACCGUUACCAGUAAUACCCGUGAUAGAGCUGCCAUAUUGCCAGAAUGAGCUCACUCCACGGACCCUCUUCCCCGCGGACCCCCAUCCUUCCCCGGAUGGACGCAUGCCUCCGCUUUAUGCUCCUACGAGCACGCCGUCUUCUAGCCUCUUAGAUUCCACCGGAUCGCAACGGCCCAGUUAUACUUCCACACCGGAAGAUGAAGAUUCUGCUCGCCCAGAGCAAGACCGUUCCAACAUGGGAAGCAACUAUACCUCUACUACCUCUCCUCCGAUCGAUACCCUUCACUCGUCGCAAAACCAUGACCUAACCUCACUGCCACGCACGCCUUCUCUUCAAAUAUGUACCGACUUGCCAACGAUAUGUCCCUCCGUUGUGCCCUCAUCCGACAUCUCUCGUGAGCCUAGUAUAUCCCUUCGUGCUAGUACAUCGACUACCAGUCUACCCCGCCGGGCACCAAGUAUUCGAAACGCCCUUACAGCGGCGCACUCCUGUGCCGGGUCAAUUUCUCCCAGCUCUGUCAUCUCUUCCCCACAAUUAGCUGCCUUGACCGAUAUCACCCCCUUGCCGUCGCCUAUUCUACCAGGUUGCCCGCCAUGGAGGUCCGGAACGAUCCAUCCACCGUCCCGGACACCGUCCACCUCCUCGAGAAGCAGAUCUACAUUCAGUAUCCGCAGGAUUGGGUCAUCGGAAGGAGUACAUAGAUCCUCAUCUACCAGACGCCAUGUUUCCGGUGGUCUGGCUCCUGAAUCUCAGCCGUCUGACCUCGAGCCUGCCUCUGAGCAUACCCGACAGAAUGAUCAAAGUCUCAAUCAAAGUCUGAGUGAUGAUUCCCAAGAGGCCCCCCAUCUCCCUUUACCCCACAAAUCCUCGCUACCAAAUGCUAUACCACAUAAUGGCGCAUUAUCCCAUCAAGAAAUAAUUGGUCGCACCAACAUGCAUCGCGAGGAAUAUUUGGCUGUACAACGUGGAAUAGCGCUGCCCCCGCUUGUUUGUCCUCCAACACCCCCACAUAGUGCUCGUAGUAGUUAUGAUAGUAGCGAUACUGAUGUGGUACCAACGCUGGUGGCACCGACCUCUCACGCUCCUAUAUACUGUGUCAAAUCUGUGAGAACACAGCAGCCUCGCAGGUACCGAAUGCUCCGCAGAUUAGGUCAGGGAACAUUCAGCCAGGUGAUUCUUGCUGUGAGAGACGAUCCCGGAGAUAAUGAAUGCCCUGCUGCCGGUAGCAAUACAACCAUGCCACCUAGGUUGGUGGCAAUAAAAGUUGUCGAGUUCGGUCCAGCUGGUGGUGCGGACGAAGAAAGAGUGGAAAUCUCGCUACACCGGGAGGUUGAGAUUCUCAAGUCCGUCAACCACCCAUCGCUCGUCCAGUUGAAAGCAUUUGGAAGCGAUAAAAAACGAGCCUUAUUGGUUUUGGACCACUGUCCUGGUGGUGACCUUUUUGAGUUCGCUAGUAGAGCAGUGACACCUCUAUCACAGCAUAUUAUCCGGAGAAUAUUUGCAGAGCUUGUGGAUGCGGUGCGAUAUUUGCACGCAAACUUUAUUGUGCAUCGUGAUAUUAAACUUGAGAAUGUGCUGGUCAAUAUUCCUGCGCCAGUGAUACAGGAUGUCUCCGAUUGGCAAACGUAUCCUUGUGCCCUUGUCACGCUGAGUGACCUAGGCCUAUCGCGGCGCAUCCCUCAGCCACCUGAAAGCCCUCUUUUGAAAACGAGGUGUGGUAGUGAAGACUAUGCGGCCCCAGAGAUACUUAUGGGUCAACCGUAUGAUGGCCGGUCAACAGAUGCCUGGGCGAUGGGAGUCCUGCUCUAUGCGAUCAUGGAAAGCCGUCUUCCUUUUGAUCCGUUGCCCGGAACCAAAGGGGACCCUAACAAGCUUCGAGCGCGAACUCCACACCGAAUAGCCCGCUGCGAAUGGUCGUGGUACCGAUUCGCAGAUGAGAAUGGAGAGUGGGAUACUGCCAGGGGAGAGGGACGGGAGGGUGCACGGGCCUGUGUUGAAGGCCUGCUUCGGAAAAGCAUGAAGCGGAUGAGUCUGGAUGAGAUCGCGAAGAUACCGUGGGUGCAGGAAGCGAUCAAUGUUCCGGGAGGGUUGAAGAGAGGGGAUGCAGAAGUUCCAUAG